CUGAUGCUGGGCUGUGCAGACUGAGAUGCUGGGCUGUGCAGAAUGUGUUCGAAUACCCGGAUGCUGAAUUUCACCACACAUGGACUCGAUCAUCUGGAGAAAUCAAAUCUGCUUUGAUUCUGGCAUGUUCCAGAUGAGACACGGCAGACAUGACUGUCACCGCCUUCACCGUCUCCGUGCUGUGGCUGCUGCCGCAGGCUGCCGUGGCCCUCUGGGCGUGCGUGCGGAUGUGUCCGGCUUCCUGUUCGUGCACCCAGGAAAAGAGCUGCAGUGUGUUGUGUGACCGCUCCGGCCUGUCCGAGCUGCCGAGAGAGUUCCCGUGCGAGGCGUCGUCCAUCAACCUGGACAAGAACCGACUCAAGUUCCUGUCGGAGCGAGCCUUCGGUACUCUGCCCUCCCUCAGGUCGCUUUCCCUGGACCACAACAACAUCUCCUUCAUCACACCCGGAGCCUUCAAGGGCCUUCCCAAUCUGGUGGAGCUGAAGAUGGCCCAUAACGAGUACAUCAGUUACCUGCACACUCGCACCUUCACCGGCCUGAAGAGGCUGGUUCGUCUGGACCUUUCCGACUGUAACCUCUUCAACAUCCCCGACCGGAUCUUCCUGGAACAGACGGCCCUCAGAGAGCUGCUCUGCUUCCAGAACAACUUCCGCCGGGUUCCCGGAGCCAUUCGAGGGAUGGAGAACCUGACCCACAUCUACCUGGAGAGGAACAAGAUAGAAGCUGUGGCCUACAACUCUUUACUGGGCCUUGGGAGCAUCAAGUACUUGAACCUCCAGGAGAAUCGCAUCAAUGUCAUUCACGACCAGGCCUUUCAGGACCUGGUGCGGCUGGAGAACUUCUACCUGAAUGACAAUCUGCUGUAUGACCUGCCCCGGAUGUCUUUUAAAGGCCUCAGCCGCCUCAAGAUGCUCAACCUGGGUGGGAACCAGCUGACCAACGUGUCACGGACCUGGUUCAGUGACCUAGUGGAGCUGGAGAUCCUCUACCUGGACAGGAACCGGCUGACCUACAUCGAGGAGGGCUCUUUUGAGAACUUGACCAGUCUUAUCACGCUCCACCUUAACAGCAACAACCUCACCAGCCUUCCCUUUCCCGUCUUCCAGCCCAUCUACUUCCUGGGUCGUCUCUAUCUCUUCAGGAACCCCUGGGAGUGCGACUGUUCCCUGGAGUGGCUGAAGGAGUGGAUGGAGAGCUACAAGCUGGUGCGGGAUGUCCCCUGUGCCUCGCCCUCAUCUGUGGCGGGCAUGGACCUUAGUGAUGUCAUCUUUGCCAAGCGCAACGGUUCAUGUUUGGACCCUGCGGAGCUGAACAUGACUACAGUGUCUUCAGAGACCAUCUCUACCACCGAGAACCGCUUCAACAGCCUCAUUUCCAAACUCCUCCAGCAGGAGCUCAGAGAGGAGAUGGGCAACGGGACUGAGAGCCUCCGCAAUGGGACGACUCCGCUCGACCCCGAGGAUGGACAGCUCUCUGCAGGGGUCAGAGGUCACAAGUCAGAGGCAAACCACUCACUGCUCGGCUUCCUUGUCAUGUGGUACAUCUUGGGGUUGAAUGGCCGGCCAGUAUUUGGCUUCAGUGUUUCCGACACGUGA
Messenger RNA from Lampris incognitus (smalleye Pacific opah), 1595 nucleotides. It is a transcript of the gene nyx, whose product is annotated as nyctalopin. Gene Ontology annotation, molecular function: protein binding. Bases 150 to 1595 code for a protein of 481 amino acids. The transcript has 5 exons. The record is from RefSeq and is a predicted model, not a curated record. Lineage: Eukaryota; Metazoa; Chordata; Actinopteri; Lampriformes; Lampridae.